This is a messenger RNA of Paecilomyces variotii, 2326 nucleotides long. RefSeq names its product integral membrane protein. The coding region runs from base 258 to 2240 and encodes 660 amino acids. The transcript has 3 exons. The record is from RefSeq and is a predicted model, not a curated record. Lineage: Eukaryota; Fungi; Ascomycota; Eurotiomycetes; Eurotiales; Thermoascaceae.
AUUAUUAUUGAUUUAUAUCAUGUCCUAGGCCUAUAUUGCCUGCGGCCAGAACCUGCCAGAGCCAGGAUAAGCAGAAAAAAAGCCAAAAAGUCAGGCUGUCCACGGAUGGCUUAGUCAAGCCUGGGUCUCGGUACCACCGUGAUCUUCGUCUUGAUACCCUCUUCUCUCUCUCUCUCUCUCUCUCUCUAUCUCUCGGUUUUUUCCUUUUUUUCUUCUUCCUCUUCAGUCUCAAGCUUUGGGAUCUGCCACUCUUCCCAAUGGACCCGGGCGAGGGAUCCAGCGACGAGACCUCUCGUAACUCUCGUGCCUUUCUGCUUCCCGGGGAUCCGACCUCACCCAGAACGUCAUAUCUCCAGACUCCCCGGGGAUCGCAGAGUUCGCAUAGCAACCGCCGGCCGAGUAUACGCUUACGCCGUGUACCGUCCGAAUCCUCCGCUCAUACCAUAUCCCACGUUGCGCCUGAAAUCCACGUAAAUGGACUGGAAAUUAACGAUGCCAAUACGACCAACCCCAACCAGGCCCCAAACGAGAUCAGAUAUAACGACAUCAGAUACAACCCAUAUAAUCCGGAAGCGUCCCCGAUCGACGAGGAAGACUCAUGGCAGGGACGUCGACGCAGCAGUUCAGAGCCACGGCCAGGACGAUGGUCUGCGCCGCCCCAAGUCGUCCUCCAGCGACUCCAGACCGGCGACUCUCAGAUGCGCAUGUUUCCCUUGACAGAAGAGACCUCCGCCGCCAGCCUCGUACCCUCACAUGCGCCCGAGCACCUGGCGCCGCCCCCUCCCGCCGCCGGAGAGGGCCAGGAUCACCGCAGUAUGCUGCGUCGCGCCAGCAUGGCUGCCAGGUCGCGACUGAGCGGUCGCAAUAGAGUGUCGACAAUCAGUGGAAACCAUGGGACAGAUCAAGACCAGGGCGCUCGUCGAAAUUCAGCUCUAUAUGACUCGCGGUUCGUUGACUUUCUGGACGUCGUCGACCCGGAGGUCUCGACGCUAUCGACCCUCACCAACGUCCAGAACUCUCUUUUCGUUCCGGAUCUAGGUCGAUACAUCAAUCGUAUGCCGACUUAUACCCUCUCGCGAAGCCCGACGGAUGAGUCUAGCAGCGAUGAGUCUUUGGAGGGGCCCCAGAAGCCGCAGGAGGACGGGCUUUCGCCUGUAGACAAGGACAAGGACCGUGAGACUCUGGAGCGGUCUCUGACUGCCAUUACCUCUGCGCUUUCGGAAAACGAAACUCAAUUCGCGGUAUUACCGGAUAACAGCGACCUGGAAGGUUGGACGGUUGAGGAUAUACGGGAACUGAACGACCACGUCCGCCAUAUGCUGCAUUCCCGUCGGUCCAAAUUCAAGCGUUCUAUGAGAGGCUUCGGGAAAUAUAUUUCGAAACGUAGGUGGUUUGUUCUUCGGCCCUCUACGGAAAGUAUAACUAACCCGCCCUCCUAUACAGCGCUGGGAUUCCUCGUUUUCCUGUAUGCGACUCUCAUCACCCUGUUCGGUCUUGCCUGGGUGCUCUUCUUGAUCGGUUGGAUCAAUGUUGGUGGAAGGCAACUCUACGUUAUCAAUGUUAUCGACAACGUCCUCGUUGCCCUUUUCGCCAUCAUGGGUGACGGUCUGGCACCGUUUCGAGCGGUAGAUACUUAUCACAUGAUCUUUAUAGCCCAUUAUCAUCAUCUCACAUGGAAGCUUCGAAAGAAGCGGGCGCUUCCCAAGCUGCAGAACAAGAAUGACCUCCCGUCGCUACGAGAGACAGAUAUCGAUCUUGAAGACCUGAGGAACGAGAGGGGAGACAAAAAGAACCUGGAAUUUACUGUCUUGAGCCCGCUGCAGCAGAAACGCCUUAUGCACCAUCAAGCCAAGUUCUCGAAGUCCCACACUUUCUACAAGCCACAUGAGACUGUAACCCAUUAUGCCUUCCCGCUGCGCCUUCUGGUUGCUGUCGUGGUUCUCCUGGACUUCCACUCCAUCUUCCAGAUCGCGCUCGGUACCUGCACGUGGUCCAUCAACUACCAUGUGCGGCCUUUCGCUCUCACCACCGUGAUUCUGUGCUGCUCCAUCACCUGCAACAUCACAGCAGGCGUUCUCAUCAUGGUCGGAGACCGGAUGACACGGAAGAAGGACGUUGUCGAGCGGCUUUUCCGCCAGGAGCUGACCGAAGAGGCCAUGAAGAAGAUGGUCAAGAGAAGAAGGAAGGAACAGCGAAGGAACAUCGAAUUGGAGGUCCUACAGCCUUACCCCGGCACGUGAAAUGACCGAAACGUUUUCAACUCGGCUUCUUUGCCAUAUAUACACCUUUUUAAUGACUUCCAUUUCCCACCUUUUAACGAUUCACC